GUUCCAUUAAGAAGCUCUCUCUCUUUCUCUUUUUGUAGUUUCAUCGAACGUGAUGAAGUCAAUCUUAUCCACCACUUCUCUCGACUCAUCAUUCUCUCUCUCUAAACGUUACUUCAGUUGGAAGAAGAAGAAGGUUCAAGAACAAGACCAAGAGGAAGAAGAAGAUGAUGAAGAAGACAACAACAACGAAGAAAAAAUCUUGACCCGUUUCAACUUCUCCUCUGACCCGACCCGCACGGAUCAUUUUGAUAUUCAUCAGAUAACAAAAAAGAAUAAGAAGAAAAAAAAGACUAUCGAGAAGAUCCGUUACGCGCUCGGGUUCUCUAACUCGGGUCUGGGUUUCCGGGUCGUUGGGACAUUAUUCGGAAACCGUCGUGGACACGUGUUUUUCGCCGUACAGGAUGAACCGACCCGUUUACCCGCGGUUUUGAUCCAGUUACCGACUCCAACGAGCGUUCUCGUCAAGGAAAUGGCUUCAGGGCUGGUGAGGAUCGCUCUCGAAACGGCGGCGUUUAAGACGGACUCGAAGAAGCUUUUGGAGGAGUCCACGUGGCGAACGUACUGUAACGGGAGAAAAUGCGGCUACGCGGCGAGGAAAGAGUGUGGAGAGGCGGAGUGGAGAGUGUUGAAGGCGGUGGGGCCCAUAACUAUGGGUGCCGGAGUUUUACCGGCCGUGGUGGGAGAAGGGAAUGAAGCGGUGGGGUCCGAGAAAGGUGAGCUCAUGUAUAUGAGAGCCCGGUUCGAGCGGGUUAUCGGGUCGAGAGAUUCGGAGGCGUUUUAUAUGAUGAGUCCUGAUGGGUCAAGUGGUGGGCCGGAGCUUAGUGUCUAUUUUCUAAGGGUUUAAGUGGAAGAAAAAAAAAACAAAUUAGUGUAUGAUUAAGGAAGGUAAUAUGUGCCAAGGAAUUUAAGAAUGUGUUUUGAUUUUGGGGUUUUUGUUUUUAGUGAUGGGAUAUGGAAUAUGGGACAUGUUGUUCUGUACUAAUGUUUUUAUGAAAUCCAUGUUUCUUUUGGCAUUUGCCAAUGUUGAAGUAUCUUAAUCAAACGGUUUUUUUCUUUGUAAUAUUACUUAAAAACUAUAAACUUGUCUACCAAAAGUGAAUUGAAU
This is a messenger RNA of Eruca vesicaria subsp. sativa (arugula), 1105 nucleotides long. NCBI's taxonomy places the organism in Eukaryota, Viridiplantae, Streptophyta, Magnoliopsida, Brassicales, Brassicaceae. The record is from the annotation of a GenBank genome assembly.